Molecule: messenger RNA, 1586 nt
Organism: Xiphophorus maculatus (southern platyfish)
Lineage: Eukaryota; Metazoa; Chordata; Actinopteri; Cyprinodontiformes; Poeciliidae
Gene: trub1
Product: TruB pseudouridine synthase family member 1
Exons: 8
Coding region: 28-861 (277 amino acids)
Biological process (GO): mRNA pseudouridine synthesis; tRNA modification
Cellular component (GO): mitochondrion
Molecular function (GO): RNA binding; pseudouridine synthase activity
Source: RefSeq, a predicted model, not a curated record
GAAGAUGAACAUUUCACAAAAACAAGCAUGGCUGGGAAUGUGAGCGGCGCAGCGGGACCAAUAAGUUCUCUGUCUAAGCUUCAGUCUUUAAAUGGCUUGUUCGCCAUAUAUAAGAAACAAGGGCCGACAUCUGCUGAUGUGUUAAACAAGUUCAAAGAGACUUUGCUCAGAGAGGCGGGAGUGCAGAACCCAAACAGCAGAAAGAGGAAGAAGCAGUACCUGAAGAUGGGCCACGGAGGGACCCUGGACAGCGCUGCCAGCGGGGUCUUGGUUGUCGGUAUUGGGAACGGGACAAAAAAGCUCAGCACGAUGUUGACUGGUUCAAAGAAAUACGUGGCUGUUGGAGAACUGGGAAAAGCAACAGAUACCUUUGAUGCCACUGGAACGGUGAUCAUGGAGAAAGAGUUUGAGCACAUAACCAGGCUGGACAUGGAGGAGAAGUUAAAAGCUUUUACCGGUGACAUCAUGCAGGUUCCUCCACUCUUCUCCGCCCUGAAGAAAGACGGCCAGCGUCUGUCUGUGUUGUUGAAGAAAGGUCACCAGGUGGAGGCCAAACCUGCACGGCCCGUCACCGUGCACAGCCUGACUCUGCAGGAGUUCAAACCUCCUCUCUUCACUCUCGAUAUCGAAUGCGGUGGAGGGUUUUAUGUCAGAAGCCUGGUGGACGACCUGGGAAAAGCUCUGUCGUCAUGUGCUCAUGUGAAGGAGCUGGUCAGGAUGAAGCAGGGCCAGUUCACCCUGCAGGAUCACGUGCUGCAUGAGGAGCAGUGGACGCUGCAGAGCGUCGUUGGGGCGCUGCAGCCCUGCCCAGAGGAGGACCAGAGGAUGGACUCUCCCAGAUCCCCACAGAUCCCUACCUAACAGCUGGCAUCGGGCAAAAGGAAGAGCCGUUUGGUGCCAUCCUCUACCUGCUUUGUCCUCCAGAGAGAAGAUCAGAUGUAAACAUCUGAGAUCGUUUGGUUUGUUUAGUGACUGGUGGCAAAAAACUGACUGAUGGUAAAACCAUCGUUGCUCUCCUGGAGGUCAGUGGACUAGUCUGAACUGCACUGACUCUGCUUUUUGCGGUUGGUUAAAUAUAAUUAUUGCUUUUGUUGAAGGUGCAGUUUAACUAUUAUUUGAAUUGUUUUUCUUUUACAUAUUUGUUAAAACUGUCACCAUGUAGUGACAGUUUGACAUAACCUGAAAAUAUCGAUCUCCACCUCCUCCCUGAGCUAUUAUUGAUCUGCAGAAAUGCACCGUACCCGACCAAAAACAACAAAUCAGAGCCAGGAGGCGGGUCUUAGCGCUAUCAUUGAAUGUCAUGCACUCGCUGAUCAGUGCGCUAAUGGCUGGAGAAAUGACUUUACCUGCCACACAGUGCCACAUGAAAUAGUGAUUGACAACAGUAAGACCCUCCUGGCUCUGAUUGGUUUCUGGGUUGUUGUUGUUUUUGUUUGUCUCAUAUUGUCAUGACAUGGUGACAGUUUAUACAAAUAUUACAAACUUAGAGCCUUAGGGACCAUUAUCCUCAUUGAGCCUUUUCAUUUCACAGCAUCAUUCAAAUUAAGUUUAUGGACUUUCUUGCUGUAAUAAAUGUCUCCACAAGA